Pneumocystis carinii B80 is the source of this 1308-nucleotide messenger RNA. RefSeq lists its product as hypothetical. Lineage: Eukaryota; Fungi; Ascomycota; Pneumocystomycetes; Pneumocystales; Pneumocystaceae. Gene Ontology annotation, biological process: neutral lipid catabolic process; multivesicular body membrane disassembly; piecemeal microautophagy of the nucleus. The coding region runs from base 47 to 1267 and encodes 406 amino acids. The transcript has 5 exons. Gene Ontology annotation, molecular function: glycerophospholipase activity. The record is from RefSeq and is a predicted model, not a curated record.
CUUUUAUUUGGUCUUAAUAUCAUGGGAAAAGGCUUUUAUUGCUAAAAUGGAAAAUGUAUCAUCAGACAAUUUAUUAAAGAAACCCUCAUAUUUCAGUUUGAAGCAUAUAUUUACAUUUGGUACAUGCUCUUAUUCCUAUAAAUACCGGUUUUUGAGCAUGAAAAAUGAAUCAGAAUAUAAAUUAUCACUAUAUAAAGGACCUUUUAAAAUUUUGAAGAGAUCUAUGAGGAUUAGACGUUUAUCAGAUCAUUCUAGGAAUUUAGUUAAGGAAUUGAUUGUUUCAUCAAAAUAUAGUAGCAAUUCCUUUAUGUUUUUUGAAUGGGAUCAUGUAAAUGUGGAUAUUCCUGAUAUUGAAGAUAAAGAAACAGUAAUUAGCAUGGCAGAAAUUGCUAGUAAUGCUUAUGUUGAUGUGCCUAAUACAGGGGAUUGGAUAGAUGUAGGUGGAGGGUUAGAUAUUGUUGAUGAUGAUUCAUGGAAUAAAACGGCGCUUCAUGGACAUGUUUUUAUAGAUGAUCAAAAUAAAACAGUAAUUAUAGCGUUAAAAGGGACAAGCCCAGAGCUUUUUGGUGUCUAUGACCCUACGACUGGUAUAAAGGAUAAAAUUAAUGAUAAUUUACUUUUUUCAUGUUGUUGUGGGCGAGUAUCAUGGAUAUGGACGCCAGUUUGUAAUUGUUUUAAUGGUAUUUAUUCAUGUGAUCAACGAUGUCUUGAAAAAGAGCUUCUUGAUGAAUCUCAUUAUUACAUGAUUGCUUUGAAUAUCUUUUACAAUGUUUCUAGCAUCUAUCCUGAAGCAAAUGUGUGGAUGGUAGGUCAUUCUUUGGGUGGAGCUCUUUCAUCAUUAGUUGGUUUAACUUUUGGUCUUCCAACAGUUACUUUUGAAGCUCCAGGGGAAAAAUUAGCAGCAAAACGUUUACAUUUGCCUUUUCCCCCUGGACUUCCUGAUGAUGAAUCUUAUGUAUGGCAUUUUGGGCAUACUGCAGAUCCUAUUUUUAUGGGUACAUGUAAUGGACCUAAAUCAACAUGUUGGUAUGGCGGAUAUGCAAUGGAAACUCAUUGUCAUAGUGGUCUUUCCUGUAUUUAUGAUAUCAUUGCUGAUAAAGGUUGGAAAAUGGCAAUUGGUACACAUCGAAUUAAACAAGUAAUUGAUAUUAUUAAAGACUAUGAAGAUGUUCCAAAAUGUAAUGCAUAUCCUGAUUGUGUGGAUUGCCCUGGUUGGACUUUUUAUGAUGGUCCUUUAAGUACUCCAAGUAUUAAAACUUUUGGAUAAUCAUACACACAUAAUAUAUAUACAUUUAUAAAUACGAAUAC